ACCAGAGCAGCCAACGGCCCCUGGGUCCCAGACCGUUGGGGUGCAAGCAGAUCAGCAGCAGCUCCUGUGAGCAGCUGUGGGCGACAUGAACUCCUCCAAAGUGGCACCGGGAGAGGAAUCGCUGCGAGAGGCGCCUUCUGAAGGUGAGCUGGAGUCAGUGCCAUCUGACGAAGCGGGCCCUAGCUGGGCCUCAGGACCGCCAUCAGAGCGCCCGCCGCCCCUGGGUCAGGAAGCACCUCUGCCACUGCCACGUCGCUGCCACACCGACUGCUUAGAAGCGCCCCUGUCGCGCAGCUUUCAGCGCCUUGGCUACGCUGUGGGUAUGCACCCGUGGCUGUUUUUACUUGGGCCGGCGCUGCUGACGGUCGCCCUGGGCACCGGCCUCAUCUUCCUUCCCAAGGAGAAGGAGAACCUGGAGGAGCAGUACACACCGAUUGGCAGUCGCAAGGCCGAGCGGCGCUUCGUGCAGGGUCAUUUCAGCACCAAUGACACAUACCGCUUCUCCGCCUCCAGAACCAGCUCUGAGGCCAACUUUGCGUCCAUCCUGGUGGUAUCCUUUACCGCCUCGCUGCUAGAGCCGGGGGUAUUCACGGAGGUGAGCAAGCUGGACCAAGCAGUGCAGGCGCUGAAGGUGGUACAGGAAAAUGGAACACAGAUCCUGUACAAAGAGGUAUGCGCCAAGUACAAGACUCUGUGCGUGCCACCCAACCCUCUGCUGUAUGCCUGGCAGCGUAACUCAUCAGUGGACUUGUCAAAUCUCACCUUCCCUCUCCAUGACAUGAACAACCACCUCAUCUAUUUGGCGGGCUUCUUUGGGGGAAAUGUCUUGGGUCAAUCGAUGGGAAGAAGUCAACGACUUGUGGAGUCCCGAGCAAUGAGGCUGCUGUACUACCUCAAGACCGAGGACCCCGAGGACAGUGAGCGUAGCAAGGCAUGGCUCACUCACUUUCUUAACCGUUUUAACGACAUGAAGAGCAGUCUGACUUUGGAAGAGACAGAGGUAGUCUACUUUACAUCCCUUUCAAGACAGCUGGAGUUUGAGGCAACCUCUAAGACUGUGAUCCCUCUGUUCCACUUGGCAUACAUUUUAAUCAUACUGUUUGCAGUUGUAUCAUGCUUCAGGUUGGACUGUGUAAGAAACAAAAUGUGGGUAGCAGUCUUUGGAGUGUUUUGUGUUGCCAUGUCAGUGGUGAGUGGCUUUGGCCUGAUGCUUCACAUUGGGGUACCAUUUGUGAUCAUAGUUGCAAAUUCACCAUUUCUUAUUCUUGGUGAGUAAAACAAAAUAUAAAGUUGUGUUGAGUCUGUAGGUGUGUGCAAUGGACAAGGGAAUGCAUUUG
Peromyscus leucopus (white-footed mouse) is the source of this 1337-nucleotide messenger RNA. Its product is annotated as patched domain-containing protein 3-like. NCBI's taxonomy places the organism in Eukaryota, Metazoa, Chordata, Mammalia, Rodentia, Cricetidae. Gene Ontology annotation, cellular component: membrane. The record is from RefSeq and is a predicted model, not a curated record.